Messenger RNA from Pseudomassariella vexata, 931 nucleotides. Its product is annotated as mitochondrial carrier domain-containing protein. Gene Ontology annotation, biological process: mitochondrial citrate transmembrane transport. Lineage: Eukaryota; Fungi; Ascomycota; Sordariomycetes; Amphisphaeriales; Pseudomassariaceae. The record is from RefSeq and is a predicted model, not a curated record. Bases 56 to 931 code for a protein of 291 amino acids. The transcript has 2 exons.
AGGCAAAUCUCGUCUCCCAUCCCUCGCUUCAUUCGUCUAAUCUCUACUAGAAACCAUGGGAGCCGCUACAGAUGGCAAGACCUCGCCGCUUAUCGCGCUGCUCGGUGGAGGCAUUGCCGGUGGGAUCGAGGCAGCCUGCACAUAUCCCUUCGAGUUCGCUAAAACACGAGUCCAGUUAUAUGGCCACCAGGGCGUCAAGAAUCCGUUUGUUGUCGUGACGAAGGUAGUCAAAGAUGAGGGUAUUCGGGCAUUAUAUAAGGGUUGUUCGACCAUGAUUGUAGGUUCAAUCGGCAAAGACGCCGUCCGCUUCCUCGCCUUCGAUAGCAUCCGGCUCCUCUUCGAAGACCCCACAACUCAUACCCUUACCCCCAGCCAAUCCAUCCUAUCAGGCAUGUUGGCAGGCAUACUCUCCUCGACCGCCAUCGUCACCCCGAGCGAACGCAUCAAAACGGCCCUCAUCGACGAUGCCAAAACCACCCGCCGAUUUCACUCUCCCUGGCACUGCAUCUUAUCUUUAUACCGCGAACAAGGUCUCCGGCGGGCCCUGUACGCUGGCUACAUAACAACGACGCUAAAGCAAAUUGGCACCACCGGGUUCAGGCUGGGGUCGUAUAGCAUAAUCAAGGAUUUCGAGAGGGCCAGGGGCGUGGAUGUUGACGGACCCGUCGCGAGUUUUGCGAAUGGGGCCGUGGCAGGGACGGUGACGACGUUAGCGACGCAGCCGUUUGAUACAGUCAAGACAAAGGCGCAGCAGGCGCGGGAGGUGGGGACACUGGAGGCGUUACGGGUGGUUUUGAAGGAAGAUGGGGUAUUUAGGGGGCUGUGGAGGGGGACGGUCAUGAGGUUGGGGCGGACGGUUGUGGCGGGUGGAAUACUCUUUACCGCCAAUGAGCAGGCGGUUAAGGUGUUGAAAACCGUUAUAGGGAAAUAG